AGCUUUCAGACAUCUUGCAUUUUGCAAUUUGAAAGAACGAAUUGUUUCUUUCGCUGGCACGGGCCCUUACGCUAUUAGUAAAGGUUGGGUUCUGAUAUAUUUUUCCUUGGAAAACGGGGUAGUGCACAUGAAGUUCUGAGCAGCUGUGCCGUGCUCGCGUGCGAACCCUACAGCGGAUUGUCUUUCCCCGGGGCGUCCUGUAUUGUGCGUCAUUUUCGUUUCUUCAUUUUCCCCUCGACUCAACAUGGCAACACCCGCCGCUGUUAAUCCGUCGGAGAUGGGCUCGGACCUCCCUGGGCCCGUGGCGAUGCCUGGAGCCGUGGUGGGGGCUGGGCAGGUGCGCAUGGCUGCUUCCAUGCCAGGCCGCGGGGGCAAGAGGAGAUCCGGCGGAAUGGACUUUGAUGACGAAGAUGGAGAAGGACCCAGCAAAUUUUCAAGAGAGAACCACAGCGAGAUCGAGCGGCGCCGCAGGAACAAGAUGACCCAGUACAUCACGGAGCUGUCGGACAUGGUGCCCACCUGCAGCGCCCUGGCCCGCAAGCCUGACAAGCUGACCAUCCUGCGCAUGGCCGUGUCGCACAUGAAGUCCAUGAGGGGCACGGGAAACACCUCCACCGACGGGGCCUACAAGCCCUCCUUUCUGACCGAGCAGGAGCUGAAGCACCUGAUUCUGGAGGCGGCGGACGGCUUCCUGUUUGUGGUGGCGGCGGAGACGGGCCGGGUGAUCUACGUGUCGGACUCGGUGACCCCCGUGCUCAACCAUCCGCAGCAGGAGUGGUUCGGGAGCACGCUGUACGAGCAGGUCCACCCGGACGACGUGGACAAGCUGAGGGAGCAGCUCAGCACCUCAGAGAACUCCAUGACAGGCCGGAUCCUGGAUCUGAAGACGGGCACUGUGAAGAAAGAGGGCCAGCAGUCCUCCAUGAGAAUGUGCAUGGGCUCCAGGCGCUCCUUCAUCUGCCGAAUGAGGUGUGGGACUGCUCCUUUAGACCAUAUCUCAUUGAAUCGUCUGUCCAACAUGAGAAAGAGAUACAGGAACGGCCUGGGACCCUCCAAAGAAGGGGAGGCACAGUACUCCGUGGUGCACUGUACAGGAUACAUCAAAGCAUGGCCGCCUGCAGGUAUGACGAUACCAGAUGAGGACUCGGACGCAGGGCAGACCAGCAAAUACUGCCUGGUUGCGAUCGGAAGGCUUCAGGUGACCAGCUGCCCGGUGUCCAUGGACAUGAAUGGGCUGUCGGUGCCCACAGAGUUCCUCUCGCGCCACAACUCAGACGGCGUCAUCACCUUCGUCGACCCCCGCUGCAUCAACGUGAUUGGAUACCAGCCCCAGGACCUGCUGGGGAAGGACAUUCUGGAGUUCUGCCACCCUGAAGACCAGAGUCACCUGCGGGAGAGCUUUCAGCAGGUGGUGAAGCUGAAGGGCCAGGUCCUCUCGGUGAUGUAUCGCUUCCGCAUGAAGAACAGGGAGUGGAUGCUGCUUCGGACCAGCAGCUUCACCUUCCAGAACCCGUACUCCGACGAGAUCGAGUACAUCAUCUGCACCAACACCAACGUCAAGCAGCUGCAGCAGCAACAGCAGGCCGAGAUGGAGGUGCACCAGAGAGACGGCCUGUCGGCUUACGACCUCUCCCAGGUUCCUGUCCCCGGUGUGGGUGGCGCUGUCCAUGAGGCAGGAAAGCCCAUCGACAAAUCAGAGGCCAUGUUUUCCCAGGAAAGAGACCCCCGCUUCGCGGACAUGUACGCUGGGAUCUCAGGAUCCGAUAAGAAGAUGAUGGUUCCGUCCUCCACGGCCGGGGGCCAGCAGCUCUACUCUCAGGGGAGCCCUUUCCAGCCAGGGCAUUCUGGGAAAAGCUUCAGUUCGUCCGUGAUUCACGUUCCUGGAGUCAACGACAUCCAGCCCUCGGCCACGGCUGGCCAGAACUUGGCCCAGAUCUCCCGGCAGCUCAAUCCCAGCCAGGUGGCCUGGACCGGAAGCCGGCCUCCCUUUUCCGGCCAGCAAAUCUCCUCGCAGUCUGCCAAGGCCCAGUCCUCUCCGUUCGGCAUUGGCUCCAGCCACAGCUACCCAGCGGACCCCUCCUCCUACAGCCCCUUGUCCAGCCCAGCCACGUCCUCCCCCAGCGGGAACGCCUACUCCAACCUGGCCAACCGCGGCGCAGCCUUCGACAGACAGUGGGACUGGUAAUUCUUCCCCCAGCAGGCAGCACACAGACCCCGUGAGAUUAAAUUAAUGAUGGGUAUGCCGUCUCUUGAUGGAUUUUUCACCCACCGUGGGCAGAAGAAAGGUGUGCAGUGAAGUUGACCCGGGAGCUAUGAUAUGCGCUGAGAUCCUCACACAAGGACCAUCUCCACAGAGGGCUAGCCCAGACUGGCAUCUCUAAACUGACACCUGUUCCUGAUCAUUCUCCAAAGCCCACUUUCUGCUUGGAUUCCAAAUUCAUUUUGAAGUCAGGAUUCGCUGUAGUUAAGGGCUUACAAGGAGAUAAGUUCUGAGAUUUGUGAGCUUAUCGUUCCAGAGAAUGAAAAGCAUAUGUGACUCGUGCGCCGGAAAAAUGUGCUAUGAAUUAUGGGACUUGUAGUGAUUAGGGAUGUUAAAAUGCAUAAAAAUCAGUAUGCGGUUAAACAGACUAUUUUAAACAUUUAAGUUACUGGGCUGUUUAUGCUUUAAUUCCAUAUGACAUUACUGCAGUGUAUUUAUGUGGUUUUGUGCACAACACGCAUAAAGCAGAAAGCAGUGAAAUAAUGUGAAAAAUUAUGUGACCUGACAACUGUCAUCCCUUGUGCUCCAAUAUCAAAGAUGUUAAUAGUGAGAAUAAACAUAUUUAUUGAAUUUGAACCUGAAGCAGUGGUAAAUUAAUGAAACAUUUCUGCCUACAUCAGCCUGAUUAAUAGUCCAAGUAGUGAUGUCUUAAAACCCUUUUCAAUGAGGCAACACCUAAGAAAUAUGAGAACUGGGAUGUUGCUGCUACGGUUGUAUGGGUUUUGGAAAUAUCAGUCUUUUGGCUUGCUUCUUUUGCUUUGAGCUGAAGGAAGGUUGAAGAUAAAUUCAGUUAACUCCUCCAUCUUUUUUUAUUCCUUCUUAAAAAAUGAACACACUUUGAAAAGAUCAAGAUAAAAGGUCAUCUUGUUACAUUUUCCCUCAAAAAAGUUGGAAGCCCUUGUACAAGGGAGCCUCUAGGCCAAGAGUGUCUGGACUUAUCCCAUAAGGGGGUGCAGGUUUCUGAUUCAAGAUGCCUGAUUCUACUUAUCUAGGUCUUGAUGGAAGUUAAUGAUGAGUUAAUUAUUUGAAUUGGGUGUGGUAGUGCUGUGCUAAAACAUAAACUUGCACUAUGUGAUAAGAUUGGACAGCCCUGCUGGAGGCUUACCUUACUGUAGCUCAGCUCAUUUGUAGUGUAACGUUCAUGGUGCUUAGUGGGCAUUAAUCACAAUUAUGUGCACUCAGAAGGUGCUGUAGUAGCCCACCCCUGCAGAGGUACUCUAAUGCAUCAUCACGUCAAAGGAGUUCUGGUGUCUCUGCACAAUUGGUCCGCUUUGCAGAACAAUGCACUGCUUUUCCCGUUCGUAUGCGGAUAUGGUUGAUGCCAUUAAAUGAUGAAAAAUUGAGCUGCAUCUCCCCCUGCAUUUGCUCAGCAUAAUUAAGCUUUUGUCCAAGUUGUCCUGUGUGUGGCUUUAAAUGUCACAGUGCCAAAUAAACCUCACAGUAUGUCAGCUUGCUUGUGAGCUGGAUGUUUUUAAAGAUUGUUAGUGAAGUCCGUACUAUAGGGGUCUGAGUGUCUUGAAGGAUAUAUAGACACUGCUCAGUGUCAGUCAUGUGAACAAAUGUUUCCUUCAACAGCUGAAGCAACAUUUUGAUCAUUAUUGUCUGAAAGCUUUUUGACAAAAAUGGAUUUGAGUGGGCUCCGUGUAUUAUAGACCAAUUGAUCUUCAAGAGCCUAGUCAUUACUGAAGACCUUCAGUCGUGUCCCUUAUUGUUGUGUUGCACAUUGAUUUUCUAUGGCAGCUUGACGUGAGGUUAGCCUGUCACAUGGCCUGCUAUGCAGUGUUAAGGUGUAUCACACAGUUUGGGUUUUGUUUAAGCGUCUGUAACUGGCCCGUCUUCUUCAGAGGAUUCCUCACUAGACUGUUCAAUGAAAAUGAAGUCAUUUAGCUGGAAUGAAUCAUACCGGUUCACCAUCCCCAAAACAGAAGCCGAAAUGGAAAAACAGCCAACUCUGGGGAAUACCAGCCUGUCCAAUUUUAUGCUCGAUGGCUUCACUCUGGCCUCCGCUUGUAAUUCAGCACAGACUAUGCUAAUGUGAAGCCUGAAAGGCUGAGCUGUGUGGCAGUGCGGGGGUAGCCUGGCUUUACCUCUC
Messenger RNA from Conger conger (European conger), 4352 nucleotides. RefSeq names its product aryl-hydrocarbon receptor nuclear translocator 2 (gene arnt2). The coding region runs from base 245 to 2185 and encodes 646 amino acids. Gene Ontology annotation, cellular component: nucleus; cytoplasm; aryl hydrocarbon receptor complex. NCBI's taxonomy places the organism in Eukaryota, Metazoa, Chordata, Actinopteri, Anguilliformes, Congridae. The transcript has 18 exons. The record is from RefSeq and is a predicted model, not a curated record. Gene Ontology annotation, biological process: regulation of transcription by RNA polymerase II. Gene Ontology annotation, molecular function: DNA-binding transcription factor activity, RNA polymerase II-specific; protein dimerization activity; RNA polymerase II cis-regulatory region sequence-specific DNA binding.